Molecule: messenger RNA, 690 nt
Organism: Paracoccidioides brasiliensis Pb18
Exons: 2
Coding region: 1-690 (229 amino acids)
Source: RefSeq, a predicted model, not a curated record
AUGAUACUCAUGAGCAAAGCCUUUCUCAUGAAGCAAUGUUACAAAAUACCUGUCCUAUCCUGCCCAUGUAUUCCAGUCUGUGGCAUUGGUGAUGGGACUGAGUCAACUCAAUUAGUUGUUUUCCCUCUACACUUUAUCACAUCCCUGCUGGGCUCUUCAACCCAAGUCCUGGCUCAAAUAUCUGUUGAAGCACAUGUUGUUGACAAUCUUCAAGUCAAUCUACUUCUUGAGAUAGACAACAUGGCUCCUGUGGAUCACCAGUCUUCGCGCCCUGUGUACACAGACACAGAAGUCAUAAUACCCUCUCACUCUGAGGCCAGAAUUCCUCUAUGCUGUCACUUGCCUGGUAAUACCAAACUUUCUACAGACUGUGACUAUGUCUUUGCACCAAAACUACCCCCUCUGUCUUGUUAUGUUCAGAUUAUGAAUGCCUCUCUACCAUUUGCCCAUGUAGUGAACCCUACAUUCAAAUGGGUUGUUAUCAUCUGCUGGUCUUGCAUUGGCACUCUACAUGAAUAUGAUGCUUCUGGUGCCUACCUUGUUGACCCCUCUGCUGAACCACUUGCCCUCACCUCACUGCCUGUGGAGACUCUUCCUCUUAGCCCUUCUGGCCCCAUGCCUCCUAAUUCCAACCCCAUGGGUUCCGAGACCCAGCUAUCUAAUGGCAUCACCAUGUAUGGCAACCCAUGA